This is a messenger RNA of Acytostelium subglobosum LB1, 1110 nucleotides long. RefSeq lists its product as hypothetical. Lineage: Eukaryota; Evosea; Eumycetozoa; Acytosteliales; Acytosteliaceae. The record is from RefSeq and is a predicted model, not a curated record. Bases 1 to 1110 code for a protein of 369 amino acids. The transcript has 3 exons.
AUGGUCAAGGAUUUUGUUAGAUCAUUGAUCACUCCAAUCGACUUGCUCAAUGCAAUGCCACAAUUGUCCAAGAUGUAUGAUAGACUACCUGAUAAUGAUCCAACACGACUACGUAAAUUGAGUAAAUUAACAGAGAGAUUCUUAUAUGUCACUGACCAAGAUCAUAAGUUGGAGGAUGUUUGGCGCUUGCAUCAACAAUCCAUCAAUGUUACAAAACUCUCUACACUGCCCAACAUCACAAUAACAUCUUGUGACUUGGCAUUGGCUAUACUCCGUUUUGCAGCCUUUGACAUUGACUCGAGAAGCAGAACAAAUACAUCCUAUGCAUUCCUACUCGAUCGUGAGUUUGUUGAACUGUUGUUGUCCCAGUCCCAGGCCAAACAACAACAACUACAACAACAACAACAACAAUCAACGAUGUUGCUGGAUCAACUUGCACUUGGAUAUGGACUUGCUCAACUCAGAGGAGCAUUGAUCGACGUUAUCAACUAUUUUGUGCCGUCAUCAUCAUCAUUCAGCAUCCAUUUUUAUCCAGCAACAUCGAACGUGUUCGACAUGCCAAACUACAGUCGUCAACUCAUUCAUAAGUGCUUUGGCAAGGAUCGUGUGCAACUUGUGUUGGAGCAAUGGUUCCUCACCUCGAUGGACAACAUCAAGGGCGAGUACAAUAGCAACACUGCGGCCUUGUGUAUGCUUCACCUUGUACUCAUUGAGGAUAAGACACAAGAUAAUCUAUUGGCCAAUCACAAACAGAUUGUAUUCGACUUCAUCAUUUCAACCUGUACUCACCUGGAGCAACACAUUAAGUUGCUUGAACAAAUGGACAAUAGUGCACAUUUGGAUGACCUGCGCGAUGUACUUGAUGUCAUAUUGGAUGAAGCAAUGGACAAUGACAAUCAACAACGUAUCAUUGGAUUGUUCACUAUGUCCAAUGAUCCACGACACCUCAACAUCCUAUUCAACAUCUUCCAUCAACGUAUACAUCGGCUAAAGAACUUCAAGCCACUCUUCCCCACCCUAACCUUUACAAACAAGAGCAGAAUGAUAAAGGCCAUGGGACCAUCAUUCCAAAUUAAUCAUGGCAGAGCUUGGCUAUACUUGAUGGAAUGA